UUUUUUUUCCUUGCUCUGUGUAUUUUAGGAAAUGUCUUUAAUAAUUAUAAGUUGAAUAUUUAUAAGUGAUUAAAAUUAGUGUUUUUUUGUUAUUUUAAUUAAUAAUUCGAUAAUGAGAAUAUCUAUAGAAUCAUCAUACCGAUAGGAGGUGAAAAAAAACAAUAGCAAAAUUGACAUCAAAAAAUAUUGAAAAUAAAAAAAAAAGUUUGUUUGCUGUGCAUAUAUAUGUAUAUAUAAGGUUAUAGUUUUUUUAUGUUUAAAACAAAAUCAAAAGUAAUGAUUUAUAUGGAUAGUAAUUAAAAUUUAGUGAAUUUCGUGUUUAUAUUUAUAUAUAUAUGUAUUUAUAUAUAUAAAUAAACAUAUGUAAAUAUUGUUCCAUUUUGGAAAAUCUUAAUAAUAAUAUCUGUAAUCAAAAUAUUUAUUUCAUUAUGGAUGAUCUACAAAAUUACAGAUUGCAACUUCAACAAGUUGAAGCUGCUUUAACAACAGAUCCGUCUAAUAAAGAAUUAUUGAAAUUAAAAAUCGAUUUGGAAGAAGUAAUAGAAUUAACGCACGAUCUCAUUAAAUCACAACAACAAGAAAAACGACAAACUGAAGAACCGGAUAUUAAAGAUCCUAUUCUUCUUGCAGUAUUAGCAAAUAAAUGGAAUGUCGGAGAGCUUUGUAUGGCUCCAUGGAGCGAAGAUGGAAAGUAUUACGAGGCUACCAUUGAUGGAAUAAACGAAGACGGUGUAGUUAAUGUUACAUUUAACGAAUACAAAAACACAGACGUUACAAUGCUCAGUCAAUUAAAAUCACUCGCUAAAAGACCAGCGUCCGAUUGGGCUGAUCAAAAAGCAAAAAAAAUGCAAGUAGCAGCUGUAGCUGGAGCCGAUCCAAAUAAACAACGGGAAUAUUUAAAGAAAAAGAAACAAAAAAAGCUUCAACGAUUUAAAGAACUCGAAGAAGAAAGGGAGCAGGAAAAAAAUAAAUGGUUGGCAUUUGCAAAUAAGUCAACUAAAAAAGGUGUAAUUAAAAAAAGUAUUUUUGCAACGCCAGAAAAUGCAAAUGGUCGAGUUGGUAUUGGAACUUGUGGUGUUAGUGGUCGUGAAAUGACAAAAUUCAGUAACGGUGAAAAGUGGAGGCGUGGUACAUAAAUAUAUUUGUAAAUAUAUAUAUAUAUAUAACUAGGUCAGUAAGUUUAUAUAUUAAGGGACAUUCUAUUUUUUUUUUUAAUUUAUCAUUCGAUGAAAUUUAUUUUGUUUCAAAAAACAGUUUUCUCAAACUCUUUAAUUUUAUUUAGAUAAAAUUUAACACUUAGAUUUUAUUAUCUUUAAUUUCACUGUUCAUUUAAUAAAUUAUAUGACUGCUAAA
Messenger RNA from Leptopilina boulardi, 1353 nucleotides. It is a transcript of the gene Spf30, whose product is annotated as survival of motor neuron-related-splicing factor 30. Gene Ontology annotation, biological process: mRNA processing; regulation of alternative mRNA splicing, via spliceosome. Gene Ontology annotation, molecular function: RNA binding. The transcript is spliced from 5 exons. The record is from RefSeq and is a predicted model, not a curated record. The coding region runs from base 429 to 1136 and encodes 235 amino acids. Gene Ontology annotation, cellular component: nucleus; cytoplasm; precatalytic spliceosome. Lineage: Eukaryota; Metazoa; Arthropoda; Insecta; Hymenoptera; Figitidae.